Dovyalis caffra is the source of this 642-nucleotide messenger RNA. NCBI's taxonomy places the organism in Eukaryota, Viridiplantae, Streptophyta, Magnoliopsida, Malpighiales, Salicaceae. The record is from the annotation of a GenBank genome assembly.
AUGCAGAUUGCCUUUGAUCUAUCCGAGGCCCUUCACUACUUACACUUCUGCACAACACCGGCAUUUGUUCAUCAAAAUGUAAAAACUAGAAAUGUGCUUAUAACUGCCAAAUGGAGGGUCAAGAUUUGUGGGUUUAGAUUGGCAAAACCUGUCAUUUCCGAUGAAGAAAAGGAAGACAUUGACUGGAAUAAAUAUGUGACUCCAGGCAGAGAGGCCGGCCACUGGGCACCCGACUACCUUACUAAUGGUCAAGCCUCUCUACAGGUAGACGUAUUUGCAUUUGGAGUUGUUUUGCUUGAGUUAAUUUCGGGAAAAGAUUUUACAAGUGACGAGAAAAUCUUAAAGGAGUCUUUCCAUUUUUUAUUUGACGGAGGGUUUGAAGAUUCUUCACAUUGCCUGGAGAAGUUGAAGGAAUUCAUGUAUCCUGUUUUGGAAGGAGAUUAUUCAUUGGUUGAUGCUAUGUGUUUGACAUUCCUGGCCAAGGGUUGUAUGGAGGAGGAUCCCCAUCAUAGACCAACCAUGAACGAUGUUUUGAAAGCUCUUUCAAGAAUUUGCUACGACUUGCUUAGGAUACUGAUGGAUGAUGUGUCUACUCAACCGACAAGUAGAAGCUUUAAGCUGUUGGCAUUUGGCAAAGCUUAG